Messenger RNA from Gorilla gorilla gorilla (western lowland gorilla), 29141 nucleotides. It is a transcript of the gene SPN, whose product is annotated as sialophorin. Gene Ontology annotation, biological process: regulation of T cell migration; cell surface receptor signaling pathway; defense response to bacterium. Gene Ontology annotation, cellular component: external side of plasma membrane. The record is from RefSeq and is a predicted model, not a curated record. NCBI's taxonomy places the organism in Eukaryota, Metazoa, Chordata, Mammalia, Primates, Hominidae. Gene Ontology annotation, molecular function: transmembrane signaling receptor activity; heat shock protein binding. The transcript has 2 exons. The coding region runs from base 24451 to 26142 and encodes 563 amino acids.
ACGCCUGUAAUCCCAGCACUUUGGGAGGCCAAGGCGGGCAGAUCACGAGGUCAGGAGAUCGAGACCAUCCUGGCUAACACGGUGAAACCCCGUCUCUACUAAAAAAUACAAAAAAUUAGCCAGGCAUGGUGGUGGGCACCUGUAAUCCCAGCUACUCGGGAGGCUGAGGCAGGAGAAUGCCUUGAACCCGAGAGGCAGAGCUUGCAGUGAGCCGAGAUCAUACCACCGCACUCCAGACUGGGCGACAGAGCAAGACUCCGUCUUGAGAGAAAAAAAGAAAGAGGCCAGGCGCGGUGGCUCACGCUUGUAAUCCCAGAACUUUGGGAGGCUGAGGCGGGUGGAUCACAAGGUCAGGACAUCAAGACCAGCCUGGCCAACAUGGUAAAACCCCAUCUCUACUAAAAAUACAAAAAAUUAGCCAGAUGUGGUGGCACGUGCCUGUAAUCCUAGCUACUCAGGAGGCUGAGGCAGGAGAAUUGCUUGAACCUAGGAGGUGGAGGUUGCAGUGAGCCAAGAUUGCAUCACUACUCUCCAGCCUGGGCAACAGAGUGAGACCCCGUCUCAAAAAUAAAUAAAUAAGGCCGGGCACAGUGGCUCACACCUGUAAUCCCAGCACUUUGGGAGGCCGAGGUGGGCGGAUCACCUGAGGUCAGGAGUUCGAGAUCAGCCUGGCCAACAUGAUGAAACCCUCUACUAAAAAUAAAAAAUUAGCUGGGUGUGGUGGCAUGCACUUGUAGUCCCAGCUACUUGGGAGGCUGAGGCAGGAGAAUUGCUUGAACAUAGGAAGCGAAGCUUGCACUGAGCCAAGAUCGUGCCACUGCACUCCACCCUGGGCAACAGAGUGAGACUGUCUCAAAAAAUAAUAAUAAUAAAUAAUAAAUAAAUAAAAUAAAAUAAAGUCUACUCUUACUCUUAAAAAAAAAAAAGAAAGAAAAAAGGCCAGGCAUGGUGGCUCACGCCUGUAAUCCCAGCACUUUGGGAGGCCAGGGCGGGCAUAUCACGAGGUCAGGAGAUCGAGACCAUCCUGGCCAACAUGGUGAAACCCUGUCUCACCGGGUGCGGUGGCUCACGCCUGUAAUCCCAGCACUUUGGGAGGCCGAGGCGGGUGGAUCAUGAGGUCAGGAGUUCGAGAUCAGCCUGGCCAAGAUGGUGAAACCCCGUCUCUACUAAAAAUACAAAAAUUAGCCGGGCGUGGUGGCACACACCUGUAGUCCCAGCUACUUGGGAGGCUGAGGCAGGAGAAUCGCUUGAACCUGGGAGGCAGAGGUUGCGGUGAGCCGAGAUUGUGCCAUUGCACCCCAGCCUGGGUGACAAGAGUGAAACUCCGUCUGAGAAAAAAAAGAAAGAAACCCUGUCUCUACUAAAAAUACAAAAAUUAGCUGGGCAUGGUGGCAUGUGCCUGUAAUCCCAGCUACUCAGGAGGCUGAGGCAGGAGAAUCGCUUGAACCAGGGGAGUUGGAGGCUGCGGUGCGCCGAGAUCGCGCCACUGCACUCCAGCCUGGCGAAAGAGCGAGACUCCAUCUCAAAAAAAAAAAAAAAAAAAAGAGGCCAAGCGCAGUGGCUCAGGCCUGUAAUCCCAGCACUUUGGGAGGCCAAGGCGGGCAGAUCACGAGGUCAGGAGAUUGAGACCAUCCUGGCCAACAUGGUGAAACCCCGUCUCUACUAAAAAUGCCAAAAUUAGCUGGGCAUGGUGGUACGUGCCUGUAAUCCCAGCUACUCAGGAGGCUGAGGCAGGAAAAUCGCUUGAACCAGGGAGUCAGGUUGCAGUGGGCCAAGAUUGCUUCAUUGCACUCCAUCCUGGCAACAGAGCGAGACUCUGUCUCAAAAAAAAAGGAAAUCUUCCUGCCUCAGCUCCUGAGUAGCUGGGAUUACAGAUGUAAGCUACCACAUCUGGCUCCAAUUUAAGUAUCCACAUGUGGCUAGUGGUUAUCUAUUGGAACACGCAGUUCUGGAGGCUUUAAUAUAGGGACUCCUUAUGGAGAAAUGGGUAUGGUUAAAGGAGGCUACAAGGAAUGCUGAAGCCCUAAGAGCCUAGCAACUAUUGGAGCCUGUUACUGCUUCUAGGACUGAUGGGGUAACAGGCAGAAACUGUUACAGAAACUCAUUAAAACCUGGGGAUGUAGAAGAAGGGGCCACCUGACAGGUGCUGCAGAUGUGGGUGGGGAGAUGAAGCCACUGCCAGAGAUGUGAGGCACAGCAGGAAGGGAGCAGAAUAGAAAUGUCCUCACUGUCCUCCCCCUUGGAGCUCCAGCCAGUCCUCCCUUUAGCUAAACUCAAGUGAAAUCCAGGCCGGGUGCGGUGGCUCACCCCUAUAAUCCCAGCACUUUGGGAGGCCCAGGCGGGAGUUCGAGACCAGCCUGGCCAACAUGGCAAAACCCUGUCUCUAUUUAAAAAUACAAAAAAAUUAGUUGGGCGUGGUGGAGGGCACCUGUAAUCCCAGCUAUUUGAGAGGCUGAGACAGAAGAAUUGCUUGAACCGGGGAGGCAGAGGUUGCAGUGAGCCAAGAUCCUGCCACUGCACUCCAGCCUGGGCAACAGAGCGUGACUCCAUCUCAAAACAAAACAAAAAACAGAGGGUGGGGGAGCCUCCAGGGCAGAGGGUAGGGCUGAGAAUAAGUCUGGGAGUGAGGGUAGAUGAUGACCAGCCCAGAGCCACAAACCCCAAAACAUCACCUCUGAACCCCAGGGCUCUGAGGAACCCUGUCUGAAACCACUUCCUAGGUGGGACACAUCCAACUGAACGGAAACAGAACUGAACAGAUACGAGGGUGGGGGGACCCCUGGAGGUCCCUUCUGAGGGAUCUUUGCUUAGUUCUGCUCUGUUUCUUUUUUCUUUUCUUCUUUCCUUUUCCUUUCCUUUUCUUUCUUUCUCUUUCUCUCUCUCUUCCUUUCCUCUUUCUUUCCUUUUUUUUUUUUUUUUUUAACCGAGUCUCGCUCUGUCACCCAGGCUGGAGUGUACAGUGGCAUGAUCUCGGCUCGCUGCAACCUCCGCCUACCGGGUUCAAAUGAUUCUCCUGCCUCAGCCUCCCGAGUAGCUGGGAUUACAGAUGCCUGCCACCAAGUCCAGCUAAUUUUUGUAUUUUUAGUAGAGACAGGAUUUUGCCAAGUUGGCAAGGCUGGUCUCGAACUCCUGACCUCAGGUGAUCCGCCCACCUUGGCCUCCCAAAGUGCUGGGAUUAUAGGCGUGAGCCACCGCGCCUGGCCUUUGCUGAGUUCUUAAAGGCUGAGACGGGAAAAGAAAAACAGUAAACUCUGUGCCAAGCUUUGUCGUGAGCUGGGUAAUUUCACUAUUUUCUUGUUUUAACUUUAUGACUGUCCUGGAGAGGGCAGCAUCAUUACCUUUAAUUUAGAGCUGGGACAGGGACAGUCUGUGACACUUAUCUUGAUAUUGAGGAAUGGAGUCAGUCCUCCAAUGGAGGGAGGCCGAUUGAGGUGUGAUACUGAGUGCCCCAUCAGUUGUUCAAGGGCUGGGGCAGAUCUAAUAUUGUGUCUGUACUGGCUGAUACUUAGGUGGCCAGGGCCCCAGCUUUGGAAACCUGUGAUGGCUGCUACCACCUCUGGCUUUGCUAGGCGCACACAUCUGCCCAGACUCAAUGUAUUGCAAACCCAUGCAACCUCCAGGCCCACACUGAGAAUCAAGAAUUGUGGACUCUUGAUUCUCCAAAUCUUCUCAAAAGCCCAGCUGCUGGCUGGGUACAGUGGCUCACAUCUGUAAUCCCAGCACUUUGGGAGGACGAGGCGGGCGGAUCACUUGAGGUUAGGAGUUCAAGACCAGCAUGGCCAAUGUGGUGAAACCCCAUGUCUACUAAAAAUACAAAAAUUACCUGGGCAUGGUGGCAGGCACCUGUAGUUCCAGCUACUUGGGAGGCUGAGGCAGGAGAAUCGCUUGAACCCAGGAGACGGAGGUUGCAGUGAGCCGAGAUCGUACCACUGCACUCCAGCCUUGGUGACAGGGCAAGAUUCUCUCUCAAGGCUUGAGGGCUGAGUGAACACUCCUUAACUAUUUCCAGUUAUAGCCACGGGUCGACUUAGAUCAACAGAAGUCUAUAUGGAUUACUCUAAUAGAGUGCAAAAAGAUCUGAACUAGGACCUCAUUGUGAAUUCUGAUCCUACCCCUUACCAGCUGUGUGACCCUGGGCAAGACACAGAAUCUCUGAGCUGUCACUGCCCUCUCUGUAAGUGAAGUGGCACCCACUUCUUAUGUCUGUGUUGGUCCUCUUCUCCUAAUUGACACUCACUCGUUUUUCGUUGUUUUUUUUUGAGACGGAGUGUCGCUCUGUCGCCCAGACUGGAGUGCAGUGGCACGAUCUUGGCUCACUGCAAGCUCCACCUCCCGGGUUCAUGCAAUUCUCCUGCCUCAGCCUCCUGAGUAGCUGGGACUACAGGCGCUCGCCACCACGCCUGGCUAAUUUUUCGUAUUUUUAGUAGAGACGGGGUUUCACCGUGUUAGCCAGGAUGGUCUUGAUCUCCCGACCUCGUGAUCUGCCUGCCUCAGCCUCCCAAAGUGCUAGGAUUACAGGCGUGAGCCAUGGCGCCUGGCCACUCUUUUUUUGUUUUUGUUUUUGUUUUUUUUUUUAAUUUUGAGAUAGAAUCUUGUUCUGUCACCCAGGUUGAAGUGCAGUGGCAUAAUCCUAUCUCACUCCAAACUCAAACUCCUGGGUUACAGCAAUCCUCCCACUUCAGCCUCCCAAGUAGCUGGGACCACAGGCACGUGCCCCCCUGCCUGGCUAAUUUUUAAAAUUUUAAGUAGAGAUAGGGUCUCACCGUGUUGCCUAGGCUGAUCUCAAACUCCUGGGCUCAAGUGAUCCUCCCACCUUGGCCUCCAAAAGUGUUAGGGUUACAGGCAUGAGCCAUGGUGCCUGGUGACACUCACUCUUGAGUUGAGCUCACACAGACCCCUGGCUUUAAAUAUCAUCCAAAUGUUGAUGUCCCCCAAGUUUUCAUCUUCACUGCAGACCUCUUCUGUGAGCUUCAGAACUGCUCACUUGAAACUUCCCCUUGGGUGUCUGACAGGCAACACAAACUUAACAUGUCCCAACAUGAACUUUUUUUUUUUGAGACAGAAUCUUGCUCUGUUGCCCAGGCUGGAGUGCAGUGGCCUGAUCUUGGCUCACUGCAAACUCCGCCUCCCAGGUGCAAGUGAUUCUCCUGCCUCAGCCUCCCGAGUAGCUGAGAUUACAGGCACGUGCCACCACACCCGGCAAAUUUUUUGUAUUUUUAGUACAGACAGGGUUUCACCAUGUUGGCCAGGCUGGUUUCAAACUCCUGAGCUCAAGCAAUCUGCCCGCCUCUGCCUCCCAAAGUGGUGGGAUUACAAGUGUGAGCCACCGCGCCCGGGCCCAAAAUGAACUCUUUAUCUUCUCCCCCAUACCUGCUCCUCCUGCAGCCUUCCCAUAUCAGAAUACAACAAUUCUAUUCUUACAGUUGGUGUGGCCGAAAACCUUGGUGUUGUCCUCAAUCCUCUCUCACACAUCCCCAAAUCCAAUCUGUCAAGAAACCCUGGUGAUCACUUGAGCCCAGGAGUUUGAGACCAACCUGGGCAGCAUAGCAAGACCCUGUCUCUACAAAAAAUACAAAAAUCAGCGGCAGGGUGCAGUGGCUUACGCCUGUAAUCCCAGCACUUUGGGAGGCUAAGGCAGGCAGAUCACAAGGUCAAGAGAUGAAGACAAUCCUGGCCAACAUGGUGAAACCCCGUCUCUACUAAAAAUACAAAAAUUAGCUGGGCAUGGUGGCACGUGCCUGUAGUCUCAGCUACUUGGGAGGCUGAGGCAGGAGAAUUGCUUGAACCAGGGAGGCAGAGGUUGCAGUGAGCCGAGAUCGUGCCACUACCCCCCAGCCUGGUGACAGAGCAAGACUCUGUAUCAAAAAAAAAAAAAAAAAAAAAAAAGCUGGGCAUGAUGGCACACACCUGUGGUCCCAGCCACUCAGGAGGCUAAGGUGGGAGGGUCGCUUGAGCCCAGAAGUUGGAGGCCGCAGUGAGCCAUAAUUGCACCAGUGUACUCCAGUCUGGGCCACAGAGUAAAACUCUGUCUCUAGAAAACAGAACAAAACAAAGUUGAAGCUCUCUAAACUCUCCACACUGACUCAGAGUGAAAGUGCUAAUAACGACCUAAAGCCAUGCCCUAUGGCCCCCUUUCCUCUUGACUUCGCUUUUCAUGCACUCUGCUCCAGCCAUACUGGCCUCCUUGGGCUUCCCAGAACACGCGAAGCAGGACCCAGUUUAGGGCCUUUGAACUGGCUUUGUUUGUCCGUGGGAUUCCCCAUGAACAUCUCACGGCUGCUCCCUCUCUUCCCUCAAGUGUCCCCUCAGAUGUCCCCUUCUCAGAGACAUCAGCCUGUAGAAAGGAGCACUUCCUUCCCCCACUUUCCUGCGUGAUGUUUCUCCAUGAUGCCUGCUUUCUACAUAUGUAGAGUCUGUCUCACUCCGGAGAAGGCUACCUCCAAAAGGACAGGUGACUGGCCCUUGAUUUCAUUAAUUGUCACAAUCCUAUGCCGGACACAUGGUUGGUGUUCAACAAAUAUUUGCGGAAUUGAAGAACAAAUUAAUAAUGCUGUGAGAUAAAUACUCUAUGCCCAUUUUUCUUUACUUUUUAAUAUAUUUUUUAAAUCUAGAGAGACAGGGUCUCCCUAUGGUCCCCAGGAUGGCCUCAAAACUCCUCCUGCCUCGGCCUCCUUGGCUAUUAAGCUGGGAUUACUGGACUACUACUGUGCCACCAUGCCUGGCUCUUCUUUUCCUUUUACUAUGCCCAUUUUAAAGGUGAGGAAAACUGAGACUCAGAAACGUUCCCAAGGGCACACAGUGAGUGGUGGCUGCCUUCAGGUUGGUCUGACUCCAGUGCCCAAGCCUUUCUCAGGAGUGGUGUGUUGCCCAUCAGCCAUUAUAUCCAUGACAUCAACUGGCAUAAGAUAUAUUCUUAUAUGAAAAUUAAUUUUAGAAGUGAGUGUCACGAAAUAUUGACCUUCUCUGAGGAACUAGUUCUUAUAGUCAAAAAGGAGGAACUUACGUAAAUUUUCCCUUUCAGGGCCAGCCCCAGGAAGUUCAGAGCCUAAUGUGGUGUUCAUUCUAUUAAUUUUUUCUUACCCUGGGAUUUUUUUCUUUCUUUCAUUUAUGUUAACCUAAUCACCAGCUGCUUCCUGUUCCUUAGGAAAUAGCUAAGUCGUACAUGACACUUUUGGGGUUCCAGUGUGCCCAGCAUGGGUUUUCUUUCAUUGGGCAGGCACUAGGUGGGCUUUUCAGCCUGAAGACGCAUGUUUCUCAUCAGAGUGAGAAUGAUCUCUGAUCAUUCUCCUUCUUCCAUUUCUUGGGUUCUCUCUUCCUGGCACUCCUAUUGGUUAGCUUUUGGGCCUCUUGGAUUGCCUGGCUGUGUCUCUGUGGCAAAGACUACUCAUUAUCCAAAAUCCAAUGAGCCCUUCUUCCCCAAGAACAUGGUGGAACUGCAUGUCCCAGCCUCCCUUGCAGUAGGCAUGGUCAUGUGACUAAGUUUCCACCAAUAGAAUGUGAGGAGGUGAUGUAUGUGACUUCUGGUCUUUGGCCUUAGGAAGUAGGCCAGCUUCAUACUCUCCAUUCCUGCUGGCUGGAGAUCCCCACAACAGAUUCAAACGUGCAGGUGACAAGCGGUGCCCUACCGAUGGCAGAAAAGUGAUGAGGAAGGGCCCUUGGUCCCUGAACAAUGAGAGAAGCAGAGCUGCCUCCCUAACUACCACCAUUUCACUUGAACAUGUCUCUUCUUUUGUUUAUUUAUUUGUUUGUUUUUUGCAGACACGUCUCUUCUUUUUUUUUUUUUUUUUUGAGAUAGAGUCUCACUCUGUCCCAGGCUGGAGUGCUGUGGCGCAAUCUCGGCUCACUGCAACCUCUGCCUUCUGGGUUCAAGUGAUUCUCCUGCUUCAGCCUCCCAAGUAGCUGUGAUUACAGGCAUGCGCCACCAUGCCUGGCUAAUUUUUGUAUUUUUAGUAGAGACGGGGUUGGCCAGGAUGGUCUCGCACUACUGACCUCAUGAUCCACCCACCUUGGCCUCCCAAAGUGCUGGGAUUACAGGUGUGAGCAACUGCGCCCGGCCGACACGUCUCUUCUUUAAGCCGCCACUUAUUGGAUCUCUAUGUUAGAGCGGCAGUCUCAUAUAUUUUCUCUCAUAUUUUCUUCUCCACCCCUACACUUUCUGGGAGUUCUAUUUUCUGGGAUAAUUAAUUAAUCAAUUUUUGAGACGGAGUCUCACUCUGUCCCAGGCUGGAGUGCAGUGGAGCGAUCUUGGCUCACUGCAACCUCUGCCUCCUGGGUUCAAGCUAUUCUCCUGCCUCAGCUUCCUGUCUCGAACUCCUGACCUCGUGAUCCACCUGCCUUGGCCUCCCAAAGUGCUGGGAUUACAGGCGUGAGCCACCGCGCCCAGCUUUAUUUAUUUUUUAAAUUUUUUAUUCUUGAGACAGAGUCUCACUCUGUCACCCAGGGUGGAAUGCAGUGGCACAAUCUUGGCUCAUGGCAACCUCCGCCUCCCAGGUUCAAGCGAUUUUCCUGCCUCAGCCUCCCAAGUAGCUAGGAUUACAGACGCCUGCCACCACAUCUGGCUAAUUUUUGUAUUUUUAGUAGAUGGGGUUUUGCUAUGUUGGCCAGGCUGAUCUCGAACUCCUGACCUCAGGUGAUCCACCUGCGUAGGUCUCCCAAAGUGCUGGGAUUACAGGCAUGAUCCACCACACCUGGCAGUUUUCUGGGAUAAUUUAUUAACUUUUUGUUACAACACUUCCUGUUUGUGUUUGUACAGAUGAGGCCUUGCUAUAUUACCCAGGCUGGUCUUGAACUUCUGGCCUCAAGCCAUUCUCCUUGGCCUCCCAAACUGCAGGAAUUACAGGAGUGAGCUACUGUGCCCAGCUUCUUUAUUCUAAUGCUUUUAGUAAUUCAGUAUCAUAGCUUUAAUUUCUAAGAAUUCAGUCUUUGCUCUAUUUAUUUAUUUAUUUGAGAUGGAGUCUCAUUCUGUCGCCCAGGCUGGAGUGCAGUGGUGUGAUCUUGGCUCACUGCAACCUCCUCCUCCUGGGUUCAAGCGAUCCUCCUGCCUCAGCUCCCAGAAUAGCUGGGACUACAGGUGCCUGCCACUACACCCGGCUAAAUUUUUUUUUGUAUUUUUAGUAGAGACAGGGCUUCACCUUGUUGGUCAGACUGGUCUUGAACUCCUGUCCUUAGGUGAUCCACCUGCCUCAGCCUCCCAAAGUGCUGGGAUUACAGGCGUGAGCCACUGUGCCUGGCCUCUAUUUCUUUUUUAUAACACCCUGUUUUUAUUGUAACAUAGUGUAGCAAUUUUUUUUUCUUUGAGAUGGAGCCUUGCUCUGUCGCCCAGCUGGAGUGCAGUAGUGGAUCUUGGUUUAACUGCAACAUCCGCCUCCCGGGCUCAAAUGAUUCUCCUGCCUCAGCCUCCCGAGUAGCUGGGAUUAUAGGCACCUGCCACUGUGCCCAGCUAAUUUUUGUAUUUUUAGUAGAGACGGGGAUUCACCAUGUUGGCCAGGCUGGUUCGAACCCCUGACCCCAGGUGAUCAGCCCACCUCGGCCUCCAAAAUGCUGGGAUUACAGGUGUGAGCCACUGCACCUGGCCAGCAAUAUCUUUUUUUUUUUUUUUUUUUUUUGGGAAAGAGUCUUGCUCUGUCGCCCAGGCUGGAGUGCAGUGGCGCGAUCUCGGCUCACUGCAAGCUCCGCCUCCUGGGUUCAUGCCAUUCUCCUGCCUCAACCUCCCGAGUAGCUGGGACUACAGGCGCCCGCCAUCACGCCUGGCUAAUUUUUUUGUAUUUUUAGUAGAGACGGGGUUUCACCAUGUUAGCCAGAAUGGACUCGAUCUCCUGACCUCAUGAUCCACCUGCCUCUGCCUCCCAAAAUGCUGGGAUUACAGGCGUGAGCCACCGUGCCUGGCCCAUCUUUGUUUUUUUUUUUUUAAUAUGGGGUCUUGCUCUGUCACCCAGGCCAGAGUGCAGUGGCAUGAGCACAGCUCACUGCAGCCUCAAAUACCCAGGCUCAAGUGAUCCUCCCACCUCAGCCUCCAGAGCAGCUGAAAUUACAGGCACGUGCUACCACGCCCUGCCCAGCUAAUUUUUUUUUUUUUUUGGAAGCAGCACCUUCAUUUAUUAGGGACUUCGGUGGGGGUGGGGAAAGGCGGCCCCCGGGUCAGAGGCGCCGGAAGUAGAGCUUGGAGCCAUGGUCUAACGUGCACUCGCUGGGGCCCAGCUGGCUCCCGCCCAGCCCCCCCCUUUUUUUUUUUUUUUUUUUUUGAGAUGGAGUCUCACUCUGUCGCCCAGACUGGAGUGCAGUGGCGCAAUCUUGGCUCACUGCAACCUCUGCCUCCCGGGUUUAAGCGAUUCUCCUGCCUCAGCCUCGAGUAGCUGGGAUUACAGGCACCUGCCACCACACCUGGAUAAUUUUUGUGUUUUUAGUAGAGAUGAGGUUUCACCAUGUUGGCCAGGCUGGUCUCGAACUCCUGACCUCGGGUGAUCCACCUGCCUCGGCCUCCCAAAGUGCUGGGAUUACAGGCAUGAGCUACUGCGCCCAGCCCCGCCCAGCUAAUUUUUUAAUUUUUUGUAGAGACAGGAUCUCACUAUGUUGCCAGGGCUGGUUUCAAACUCCUGGUCUCAAGCGAUCCUCCCGCUUUGGCCUCCCAAAGUGCUGGGAUUACAAGGGUGAGCCUCGUGCCUGGCCUGAAGCAGCAUUUUCUCAAAUGUCUUUAAGAAUACCAGAUUUUUUUUUCUUUUUCUUUUCUUUUCUUUUUUUUUUUUUUAAGACGGAGUCUCGCUCUGUCGCCCAGGCGGGAGUGCAAUGGCGCGAUCUCGGCUCACUGCAAGCUCCGCCUCUCGGGUUCAUGCCAUUCUCCUGCCUCAGCCUCCUGGUAGCUGGGACUACAGGCGCCCGCCACCACGCCCGGCUAAUUUUUUUUGUAUUUUUAGUAGAGAUGGGGUUUCACCGUGUUAGCCAGAAUGGACUCCAUCUCCUAACCUCAUGAUCCACCUGCCUCUGCCUCCCAAAGUGCUGGGAUUACAGGCGUGAGCGAUCGCACCCAGCCUCUUUUUCUUUACGUAAAUUCUGUUUCCUCCAGGAUUACUUUUCUUUUCUUUUUCUUUUUUUUUUCUUUUUUUUUUAAAUUUUUUUGAAUGUACUUAGGAUGCAUUUGGCUACAAAUAACUAAACAUCCGACUUACAGGAAGCUCACAGAAGGGGGUGGCUGGGAUUCAGGGCCCCUUGAUCAGGCAUUUGCGAUGCCUUGGGAUCCCAUGCUCUUUCUCCCACUCCUCUGCGAUCCUACAAUGUUUCCAUCCUGGGGCCAGUUCCUCUCAGAGUUAUAGGAUGUAUCCUUAAUCAUGGCUCGUGGGAGGCAGAAGUCACUGCCCCCGGGUUCUCUUUUAAUUAAAAGGAAGAAGCCUUUCUUAGAAGCCUCCCUUCCUUUUAUCUUAGUGGCUAGAACUGGGGCAUGUACCCUUUCCUAAUGCAAUCGUGGGCAGAAGGGGAGUGGUUACUUUAGAUUGGUCAGACUUUGCUGGAGCUGAAGAAGGAAGGGGUCAGUGCCCAGGAUGUGUAUGCGGGUGGGCACCUGAACAAAUUGGGGUAGUUUUAGGAAAGAAGGAGGCAGAAUGGAUGAUGGGGUUGGUUUAUCUUGGUGCUUUCCUUUCAUGUUGCAGGGUUUCUUUGAAUGUUGUUGAUAUUUCUUCCAGGCGUGACGGCUCAUGCCUGUAAUCCCAGCAGUUUGGGAGGCCGAGGUGGGUGGAAUCUCUUGCGCUCAGGAGUUCCAGACCAGCCUGGGCAAUAUAGGGAGACCUACGUCUCUACAAAAAUUAGCCAGGUGUAGCGGUGUGCACCUCCCAGUUUUGCUGGGAGGAUUACUUGAGCCCAGGAAGUUGAGUUGAGGCUGUAGUCGGCUGUGGUCUCAUCACUGUAUUCCAGCCUGGGUGACAGAGUAAAAAACCCUGUCUCAAAAAAAAAAAAAAAAAGUUGAUAUUUCUUCCAAGUCCCGUCAUACUUCAGAGUGAGCCAAUAAGAGGCUGACUGGGGCUUUUGGUACCAGAGUAGAGCUUUCCAACUUGAGGGUUGGACUUUCAUAUCAAGUGUGAGAAUAAACUAAAGACCUAUUUAGGUGCAAGAUUACUUUGGGCACGGUGGCUCACGCCUGUAAUCCCAGCACUUUGGGAGGCUGAGGGGCGACGAUCACCUGAGGUCAGUAGUUCGAGACCAGCCUGGCCAACAUGGCGAAACCCUGUCUCUACUAAAAAUACAAAAAUUAGCCAGGCAUGGUGGCGCCUGCCUGUAAUCCCACCUACUAGGGAGGCUGAGGCAGGAGGAUUGCUUGAACCUGGGAGGCAGAGUUUGCAGUGAGCCGAUAUUGCCCCACUGCACCCCAGCCUAGGUGACAGAGUGAGACAAAAAAAAAAAAAAGCAAAGUUCACCUUUUUAUUAGGGAGCUUUCUUUGGAUGUGACUUGAAAAUGUGCUCCUGCAAAAUUAAGGGGGUAAAUCACAAAAGAGAAGGGUGCAGACUACAGGAAAUAGGAGAUCCCACCCAAGAGAGAAAUAACCACUGGUCCCAAGAUGUAGCAGUGUAGCAACAGGGAGUGGGAGGGGAGAAGGAAGGUCACACUGGAGCAAGGAAUUAGUGAAGCAAUUAGAAACUCUAGGCAAAAUUAAAAGAGAUGUAGUAAAUUUACUGUGAUACAUUAUCGUAGUAAAUAUCGCCAAAAUUUUAUAUAUAUAUAAAUAUAUAUUUUAUAUAAUAUAACUGAACAAUAGUUAUAUAAUGCUUUUUUUUUUUUUUCUGAGGUGGCAUCUUGCUCUGUUGCCCAGGCUGGAGUACAAUGGCACGAUCUCAGCUCACUGCAACCUCCGCCUCCUGGGUUCAAGCGAUCCUCCUGCCUCAGCCCCCCUAGUAGCUGGGAUUACAGGCACGCGCCACCAUGCCCAGCUAAUUUUUGUAUUUUUAGUAGAGAUGGGGUUUCACCAUGUUGGCCAGGCUGGUCUCGAACUCCUGACCUCAGGUGAUCCACCCGCCUUGGCAUCCCAAAGUGCUGUUAUUACAGACGUGAGCCACCGUGCCAGGCAUUUUUUUUUUUUUUUUUUUUUUUAGAGACAUGGUCUCCCUUUGUCACCCAGGCUGCAGUGCAGUGGUAUCAUCAUAGCUCACUGCAGUCUUGAACUUCUGGGCUCAAGUGAUUGUCCCGUCUCAGCCUCCUGAGUAGCUGUAAGUACAGGCAUGUGCCACCAUGCCUGGCUACUUUUUUUCUUUUUUUCUGUACAGAUGGCACCUUGCUAUGUUGCCCCGGCUGGUCUUGAACUCCUGACCUCAAGUGAUCCUCCUGCCUUGGCCUCUCAAAGUGCUGGGAUUACAGACAUGAGGCACCACAUCCAGCCCCAUAAUCUUAAAAACAAAGAAAAUUAAUAGUUUUCCAUUUUAGACUCAAACUCUGGACCAGACAGCACUGAUCUUGACUAUCUGAGGUGAUAGAAAUAGCCUUUAUCUGUGUUAUUCGAUUUGAUAGCUACUAGCCACAUGUGGUUUCUGAACACACUUGAAAUGUAACAAGCUAGUUGCAACUGAGGGAACUAGGUUUUAAAUCUCAUUAAAUUUUAAUUAAGUUAAAGUAGUCUCCUGUGGCCAGUGGCUUCUACAUUAGGCAAUGCAGCUCUAAGCAAGGUGAAAGAGAGAAUGCCAAUAUUAUCUACAUUUAACAACAUAAAAGUAAAUGUACAGGUAACAGAAAUGAGCAGAAGAGAGAUAAAGGAAAGCCACUAUCUUCAUGUCACAAAGUGAUAAGAAUUUAGGCCAGAAGCUGUGGCUCAUGCCUGUAAUCUCAGUACUUUUGGAGGCCGAGGCAAGGAGGAUCGCUUGAGCCCAGGAAUUCAAGACCAGCCUGGGCAACAUAAUGAGAUCCCUGUCUCUACAAAAAAAUUUAAAAAUUAGCUGGGCAUGAUGGUGCACACCUGUAGUCCCAGCUACUCAGGAGGCUGAGGUAGGAUUGCUUGGGCCCAGGAGUUCGAGGGUGCUCAUCUCUUUAAAAAUAAAUAAAUAGGUCAGCUGAGGUGGCUCAUGCCUAUAAUCCCAGCACUUUGAGAGGCCAAGGUGGGCGGAUUGCUUGAGCCCAGGAAAUUGAUCCCAGCCUGGGCAACAGCGAAACAAUGUCUCUACAAUAAAUAUAAAAAGUAACCAGGUGCAUGCCGGGCACGGUGGCUCACGCCUGUAAUCCCAGCACUUUGGGAGGCCGAGGCAGGGUGGAUCACAAGGUCAGGAGAUCGAGACCAUCCUGGCGAACACGGUGAAACCCUGUCUCUACUAAAAAUACAAAAAAUUAGCCGGGCAUGGUGGCGGGUGCUUGUAGUCCCAGCUACUCGGGAGGCUGAGGCAGGAGAACGGCGUGAACCUGGGAGGCGGAGCUUGCAGUGAGCCGAGAUCGCGCCACUGCACUCCAGCCUGGGUGACAGAGCGAGACUCCGUCUCAAAAAAAAAAAGUAACCAGGUGCGGUGGCACACACCUGUAGUUCCAGCUACUUGGAGGCCGAGGUGGGAGGAUCACUGGAGCCCAAGGUUGCAGUAAGCUGAGAUCAGGCCACUGCACUCUAGCCUGGGCGAAAGAGUGAGACCCUGUUUCAAAACAAAACAACAACAAUAAUAAAACUCAUACAUAACUACGUAAAUAAAGUUACAAAAGCAACUUUAGUUCGUUACAAAGGACCUGAAGAGAGGGAUUUAACUGACCUGCAAGGUGGAAUGGGGCUGGAGCAGGGCCAGUGGGUCAGACACCUAUGAUUAUGCCAGGCAAAAUGGAUACAUGAAGAAAUAAAGUUAUAACAUCUCCAUGUAGUAAUAGAAAAAAAAAAGGAAUAACGAAAUUAGCACACUUUUUGGGAAUGUGGACCCACCAGUAGAAUUGAGACUAGAAAAAGUUACAAGCAUUAGAAGUGUUCUCUUUCUGAGACCAUGACUUGUUGGGGGAAAGGGAAGACUUAUUGUUCAUGACAAACACUUCUGUGCUUAUAACAUGCAUUAGCUUAGGAAACAGCACUUGUUUUUUUCUUUUCUUUUUUUUUUUUUUUUUUGAGACAAGGUCUUGCUCUGUCGCCCAGGCUGGAAUGCAUGUUGCGAUCUCGGCUCACUGCAACCUCUGCCUCCUGGGCUCAAGCGAUCCUUCCACCUUGGCCUCCCAAGGCGCUUGGCGCUGGGAUUACAGGCAUGGGCCACCGUGCCUGGCCUGGUGCUUUUCAGUGAAUAAAUAAGUAUGUAAACUUCUCUUUUCUGACUAGACGGAAAUUCCCCAGAGGACAAGGGUGGCGUGACUUGUCAGUCCUUUUCAUUGACAGCGCUGUGGAUGGGAAGAAAGGGCCCCUGGUCCCAAGCAAGCCCCAGUCCUGUGGCCCUGGAGGAUCAGAAGGGUAAUUAAGUGUCAAAGGAAAACAUAGCCAGACAUGAGUUACGGUGGUGAAAACAGAUUUUAUUCAGUAACUACUCGCGGUAGGAGAAAGAGCUGAGCUCCAUUCUGAUUUGUGCAGAGGUGAUUUAGGCAUUUAAUUAGUUAAUUAGUUUUUGUGGGACAGGGUCUCGAUCUGUUGCCCAGGCUUGUGAUUGUGCCUGUUGCUCAGAUUGUGCAGUGGUACAAUCAUGGCUCACUGCAGCCUCGAACUCCCAGGCUCAAGUGAUCCUCCUACCUCAGCCUCCUGAGUUAGCUGGGACCCACAGGCGUAUGCCACUGCACCUGGCUUUUUUUUUUUUUUUUUUUUUUGAAACAGAGUCUCGCUCUGUUGCCCAGGCUGGAAUGCAGUGGCGUGAUCUUGGCUCACUGCAACCACCACCUCCUGGGUUCAAGCAAUUCUCCUGCCUCGGUCUCCUAAGUAGCUGGGAUUACAGGCGCGUGCCACAAUACCCAGCUAGUUUUAGUUUGUUUUUUAUUUAUUUAUUUUUUUUAGUAGAAACGACGUUUCACCAUGUUGGCCAGGCUGGUCUCGAACUCCCGACCUCAGGUGAUCCACUCACCUCGGCCUCCCAAAAUGCUGGGAUUACAGGCGUGAGCCACCGCACCAGUGUCUCUCUCUUGUAACACCAGCUAGUCCUUAUCAGGCUUUGACUGUGGGCCCCUCACCUGUCUAACUUAUCCUUCCCAGGAACUGUGAAGAAUACUGUUAUUCUUCCUAUUUUGCAAAUGAAGAAACUGAGGCAGAUUAAAUGCCUGACCCAAGGCCAUCCAGACGGCAGGCGAUGCAGGCAGGAGUCAAGCUCAGGUACCCCUCCCCUUCUGUGGCUUCCCUGCCUCCAGGCUUCUGCCAGCCCCUGUCUACCUUGGUGUAGGAGCGGCCCCUCAAAGACCUGCAGGGAGCCGGGCACGGUGGCGCACGCCUAUAAUCUCAGCACUUUGGGAGGCUGAGGUGGGCGUAUCAUGAAACCCUGUCUCUACUAAAAAUACAAAAAUUAGCCAGGUGUAGUGGUGGGCACCUAUGAUCCCAGCUACUCAGAAGGCUGAGGCAGGAGGAACGCUUGAGAACCCCAGAGGCGGAGGUUGCAGUGAGCCAAGAUCGAGCCACUGCACUCCAGCCUGGACGACAGAGCGAGACUCCAUCUCAAAAAAAAAAAAAAACCUGUAGGGGGAAGGAGGAAGCCUGGGGAGGGCAGAGCUAUUAUCUCAGGAGAAGCAGGCAAACCUCUGGUGACCUCUGAUGACCUCAGGGCGGGAUGGGCAGGCCUUCACAACAGCUCCAGGCACACCCAGCCUCCCGUCCCUGGCCUCAUCACUCCCCUCUCUGCCCUCCACCCUUUGGCCUCCUUGCCUUUGUCCACAGUUCUGCAGCCUGAUACCCUCUUCCUUGUCUCAACCAGAGAAGUCUUCAGUCAAUAAACAUCAUCCAAUGCCUACUGUGUACCAAGCACUUCCUGGGUGCUGGGGCACUGUGCAAGCACACACGCACAGCUGUUAGGCCAUGGGGCUGGCAUUCCAGUGUGGGGAGAGCGACAGAAGCAAAAUAAGAAAGUCCAUUACAUGGCGCAUUUGAAGGCGCGAAGUGCUAUGGGGAGAAAGCAAGGAGGGGGGUUACAGUCCAGAGCGAGGGGGUGUGAUUUUUUUUUUUUUUUUUCCAGACAGAGUCUUGCUCUGUCACCCAGGCUGGAGUGCAGUGGCGUGGUCUUGCAAACUCCGCCUCCUGGGUUCACGCCAUUCUUCUGCCUCAGCCUCCUGAGUAGCUGGGACUGCAGGCACGCGCCACCAUGUCCGGCUAAUUUUUUGUAUUUUUAGCAUAGACAGGGUUUCACCGUGUUAGCCAGGAUGGUCUUCAUCUCCUGACCUUGUGAUCCACCCGCCUCAGCCUCCCAAAGUGCUGGGAUUACAGGCAUGAGCCACCGCGCCCACCCGGGGGUGAGAUUUUAAAUACAAUGGCCAGUUGGGCUCGGUGGCUCACACCUGUAAUUCCAGCACUUUGGGAGACCGAGGUGGGAGGCUCACUUGAGUCUAGGAGUUUGAAACAAGCCUGGGCAACAAAGCAAGAUCCCAUCUGUAUGAAAAAUUUAAAAAUUAGGCCGGGCAUGGUGGCUCAUACCUGUAAUCCCAGCACUUUGGGAGGCCGAGGAGGGCAGAUCACUUGAGCUCAGGAGUCCGAGACCAGCCUGGCCAACACGGUGAAACACUGUCUCUACUAAAAAUACAAAAAAAUUGCUGGGCGUGGUGGCUCACGCUUGUAAUCCCAGCAUUUUGGGAGGCCGAGGCAGGUGGAUCACCUGAGGUCAGGAGUUCAAGACCAGUCUGGCCAACAUGGUGAAACCCUGUCUCUACUAAAAAUAGAAAAUUAGAUGGGCUUGGUGGUAGGCACCUGUAUUCCCAGCUACUCAGGAGGCUGAGGCAGGAGAAUAGCUUAAAUCCAGGAGGCGGAGGUUGCCGUGAGCCGAGAUCGCACCAUUGCGCUCCAGCCUGGGCAACAAGAGUGUGAAACUCCAUCUCAAAAAUACAAAUAAAAAUAAAAAUACAAAAAAAUAGCCGGGCAUGGUGGCGCGCACCUGUAAUCCCAGCUACUCGGGAGACUGAGGCGGGAGAAUUGCUAGAACUCGGGAGGCGGAGUUGCAGUGAACCAAGAUUGUGCCACUGCACUCCAGCCUGGGAGACAGAGCGAGACUCCAUCUCAAAAAAUAAAAAAUUAAAAGUUAGACUGGUGUGGUGGCAUGUGCCUGUAGUCCCAGCUACUUGGGAGGCCAAGGCGGGAGGAUCUCUUGAGCCCAGGAGGUCGAGGCUGCAGUGAGCCAUGAUUGUGCCAAUGCACUCAAGCCUGGGUGACAGAGUGAGACCUUGUGUCUAAAACAAACAAAUAAGUAAGUAAAUAGGUUGGCCAGGCAAAGCCAUCCUGAGAAGGUGACAUUUGAGCAAAGACUGAGAAAGCAGCCAAGCAACAUCUGGGUGGGGAGCCAUGGGGCAGCCACCACAGAUGGCACAAAGGCCCUGGGCUUGCUUUCUCCAGGGACACAUCAGAGGUCCGGGUGGCAAGGGCGUGGAUGGCAGGGCCAUGGGUGGAGGGGCAGAAGCAACAUGGGUAAGAGAGGUAGGCAGGGGUCAGAUCGGAUGUGGCCGACUUGGCUUCUACCCUGAGUGGGGUGGGAGUGGUCUCAGGGCUCCAAGCAGAGGAGGGGUGGGGUCAGAUGUUUCAUCUGGGUCCCUCUGGCUGCUGUGUGGAAAACAGCCCGGAGGAGGAUGAGAUCUCACACAGGGAGACCAGAGCUGAGAUGACUGCACCAGUCCAGGCCAGAGAAGAUAGAGGCUCAGGCCAGUGGGCAGCAGUGACGGGGCGAAGAGGGAUCAGAUUCUGGAUCUUUCUCUCUCUCUCUCUCUUUUUUUUUUUUUUUUUUACAGACAAGGUAUCACUGUGUUACCCAGGGUGGAGUACAGUGGCGAAAUCAUAGCUCACUGCAGCCUUGAACUCCUGAACUCAAGCGAUCCCUUCUCCUGGGUCUCCCAAAGUCCUGGGAUUACAGGAGUGAGCCACUGUGCCCAGGGCAGGUUAUACAUUUUUUUUUGGGAACACCACAGAAGAAGCCAAGCACAGUGGCUCAUGCCUGUAAUCCCAGGACUUCUGGAGGCCAAGAUGAGAGGAUUGCUUGAGCCCAGGAGUUCAAGACCAGUCUGGGCAACACAGCAAGAACCCAUCUCUAAAAAAAAAGAAAUACCGCUGGGCACGGUGGCUCAUGCCUAUAAUUCCAGCACUUUGGGAGGCUGAGGUGGGUGGAUCACUUGAGAUUAGGAGUAGGAGACCAGCCUGGCUAACAUGGCGAAACCCCAUCCCUAAUAAAAAUACAAAAAUUAGCUGGGCGUGGUGGCAGGGACCUGUAAUCCCAGCUAUUCAGGAGGCUGAGGCAGGAGAACUGCUUGAACCCAGGAGGCGGAGGUUGCAGUGAGCCGAGAUCACGUCACUGCACUCCAGCCAGGGCGACCAUGCCCGGCCAACUAUGUAAAUAUCCUAUACACACACACUCUUCUGAUUUCACCAAUGGUUUUAACACUCACUCUUACCUGAAUCCAUUAUUAUUAUAUUGGUUAUGUUUAUCAUUUUUUAAAUUCUACAUUCCUUUUACACUUGUUAGCUUUCCUACAGUAAAAUAACUUUCCAGUGGCCGCGCACAGUGGCUCAUGCCUGUAAUCCCAGCACUUUGGGAGGCCGAGGCAGGUGAAUCACGAGGUCAGGAGUUCGAGAUCAGCCUGGCCAACAUGGUGUAACCACAUCUCUACUAAUAAUGCAAAAAUUAGCCAAACGUGGUGGUGCGCACCUGUAAUCCUAGCUACUUGGGAGGCUGAGGCAGGAGAGUUGCUUGAAACUAAGAGGCAGAGGUUGCAGCGAGCCGAGAUUGCAUCACUGCACUCCAACCUGAGCGACAGAGCAAGACUACGUCUCAGAAAAAAUAAAACAAAAACAAAAAAAACUUCCAUACUGUCCUACCUCCCUUCCCUGCUCCCUCCCUCCUUCUCUUUGUCUCUCUUUAAUAUUUUCAGAAUCAGUAUGAACUCAUUUUCUUUUCUUUUCUUUUCUUUUUUCCAAGACAAAUUCUCACUCUUUUGCCGAGGCUGGAGUGCAGUGGCAUGAUCUCAGCUCAUUGCAACCUCUGCCUCCCAGGUUCAAGCGAUUCUCCUGCCUCAGCCUCCCGAGUAGCUGGGACUACCAGCGCCCAUCACCACACCCGGCUAAUUUUUUGGUAAUUUUUAGUAGAAACGGAGUUUCACCAUGUUGGUCAGGCUGGUCUCGAACUCCUGACCUCAGGUGAUCCUCCCGUCCCGGCCUCCCAAGUGCUGGGAUUACAGGCAUGAGCCACUGCGCCCAGCCUCUUUUUUUCUUUUAAUUAAAACAAUUAAAUAGAGAUGGGGUUCUCUGUCUGUUGCCCAGGUUGGUCUUCAACUCCUGGGCUCAAGCAAUCCUCCUGUCUCGGGCUCCCGAAGUGCUGGGAUUAUAGGAGUGAGCCACCACGCCCAGCCUAAGUAUUGCUCUUCUGUGAUGAUUUGCAGGCAACAAUCACCUCUUGUUCAUAUUUUCAUUAUCUUUCCCUCCACCCCGAGCCUAUAGUCUGUCUUGGUCAGACCCCAUUUCUUGAGUGCAUCAGGCUGGAGUUUGGACCCAUCCACAUCCUCGCAGCUCUCCUGAGUUGGGGCCCAACAUCUGGCUUGGGGAAUAGACAGCUUUGCCGAUAGCAGUAACAAUUUGGUUGAAAUGAUAACUUUGUCAAAAAUGAAUUUUGCCUUAGUGUUUUUUUAAAGGUUGAGAAUCUUGUACAUUCUUACAACAUUUCUAUUUUCUACAAUUAAAAAACUGUAGGCUGGGUGCAGUGACUCACUCCUGUAAUCCCAGCACUUUGGGAGGCCAAGGUGGGUGGAUUGCUUGAGUCCAAGGGUUCGAGACCAGCUAGGCAACAUAGCAAAAUAUUAGCUAGGUGUGGUAGCUACUCGGGAGGUUGAGGCAGGAGAAUUGCUUGAACCCAGGAGGCAGAGGUUGCAGUGAGCCAAGAUCAUGCCACUGCACUCCAGCCUGGGCAAGAGAGCUUGAUUGUCUCAAAAAAAAAAAAAAAAAAGUAAGUUCCAAUUACUUUGCAGCCAAUUAUUCUUGCUCUUCUAUUUGCAAUAGCAGAAGAUUGAAAUAGCCUCCUAGAUGUCUGACAGUGGAAUGGGUUCUUUUCUUUUUCUUUUUUGGUAGAGAUGAGGAUCUCACUAUGUGGCCAGGCAAGCCUUGAACUCCUGGCCUCAAGUGAUCCUCCCGCCUCUGGAGGCAGGAGGUAGGGUACAGUCCCAGACUCAAAGCACUGGGAUUACAGGAGUGAACCACUGCGUGAGCCUGGUUUCUUUUCUUUCCCCUCCCUUCCUUCCUUCCUUCCUUCCUUCCAUCCAUCCAUCCGUCCUUCCUUCCUUCCCUGCUUCUCUCCUCUUUCACUCUACCUCUUUCUUUUCUUCUUUUUUCUGGCUUGUUAAAACAGAAAUACAUAAUAAUUAUAGUAAAAUAAACUAGGGUAUUUACUGCAGCAGUUAGUAAUAAUGAAAUGUUGGAAAACAGUCUAAUGUUCAUCCGUAGGGAAUAUUUAAAAUAUAGUGUAUUUCGGCCGGGCGCGGUGGCUCACGCCUGUAAUCCCAGCACUUUGGGAGGCUGAGGCAGGUGGAUCCUGAGGUCAGGAGAUCGAGACCACGGUGAAACCCUGUCUCUACUAAAAAUACAAAAAAGUUAGCCUGGCUUCGUGGUGGGCGCCUGUAGUCCCAGCUACUCGGGAGGCUGAGGCAGGAGAAUGGCUUGAACCCGGGAGGCGGAGCUUGCAGUGAGCAGAAAUCGCGCCACUGCACUCGAGCCUGGACGACACUGUGAGACUCCGUCUCAAAAAAAUAAAUUAAUUAAAAAUAAAUAAAUAAAUAAAAUAUAGUGUAUUUCUGGCCGGGCGCAGUGGCUCACGCAUGUAAUCCCAGCACUUUGGGAUGCUGAGGCUGGCAGAUCACAAGAUCAGGAGAUCAAGACCAUCCUGGCUAACGCGGUGAAACCCUGUCUCUAUUAAAAAUACAGAAAUUAGCUGGGCAUAGUGGCAUGUGCCUGUAGUCCCAGCUACUUGUGAGGCUGAGACAGGAAAAUCACUUGAACCUGGGAGGUGGAGGUUGCAGUGAGCUGAGAUCGAAACACUACGCUCCAGCCUGGGUGACAGAGCAAGACUCCGUCUCAAAAAAAAAAAAAAAAUUAUAGUGUAUGCCAUGGAAUAUUAUGCAACUGUUAUAUAUGUGUGUGUGUUCCCAAAGCAUUGUUCAGUAACAAAGGAAAAGUGCAAAACACUAAAAUGGAUGAAUACAUGCUUGUGUAAACACAGACACUGUCAGGAAUGUUUGUCUGGAGGUGAUGGGUAUGGAGCCUUUUUGUCUGAUAUAUUGGGUGUAUCAAGAAUGCCAGGUCCUGAGCAGUUUUUUUUUUUUUUUUUUUUUUGAGUUGGAGUCUCACUCUGUUGCCCAGGCUGGAGUGCAGUGGCACAAUCUCUGCUCACUGCAACCUCCACCUCCUGGGUUGAAGCGAUUCUCGUGCCUCAGCCUCCCGAGUAACUGGGAUUAUAGGCGCCCGCCACCAUGCCCAGCUAAUUUUUUGUAUUUUUAGUAGAGACGGGGUUUCACCAUGUUGGCCAAGCUGGUCUCGAACUCCUGACCUCAGGUGAUCUGCCUGCCUCGGCCUUCCAAAGUGCUGGGCUUACAGGCAUGGGCCACCGUGCCCAGCUGUUUAUAUGUAUUAACUCUUAAUCAUCAAAACAAACUAUGUGGUAUUACCAUAAUUAUCGCCAUUUUAUACAAAGCAACAGAGGGAUAAGGAGAUUAAGGCGCUUGUCCAAGUGCAAGGGGUAGGACAGGAACCCAGAGUCCCGUGCUGGUAGCUGCUUUUCUGUGCACUUAACAUUAUCUCAUUUAAUUCUUGCAGUCACUUGAUGAAGAAGGUGGCGGUCCUAGGGCAUUGGAGAAGUUACGUGACUUGUUCAAGGUCAUGCAGCUGGAAGAUGGUGGUGGUAGGACAGGAAGUCUGUAGGGCCUGAUUCUGCAGCCCUCUAGUCUAUACUCCUUUGCUCCUGUGUCCCUCAUCCCCCCUGCAGAAUGGGCACCCCGUUACCUUUCUGAGCCACUGUGCGCAGAAAAGAGAGCAUGUUGGCCAGGCUGGUCUCGAACUCCUGACCUCAAGUGAUCAGCCUGCCUUAGCCUCCCAAAAUCCUGGGAUUACAGGCGUGAACCACCACACUCAGCCUCUGAAUACUUUGUACUCAAGCCAUUUUUCAGUGCUGUGUUUGCAGUGAGCACCCCCGAGGGAUGAAGACACGUCUCCCUGUGGGAACCUGGGCUUACCAGGGCCCCUAGAGGAGGGGAAUCUCUCAAGCUCAGAGCUCUAUGGCUGCGAUGCAGGCCCACUGUGUGCAUGGUGUCAGUCUGGGCCCUUCCAUGUUGCCCCCGUGGGACUUGGGGUAAGGGGAACUGAUGCAAACAUCACGCUGCUGUUGCUUGGUGUGAGCAAUUAAUUCCUGCGGCUCUCACCCAGGAGUCUCAUGUCUUUGGGUCAGACAAACUCAUCAGCUUGUAGAAACGGCACAGUCCCACGGGCCUGUUAGAAUCUUCUAUUGUGCACAUGUUGCUCUUAAAAUAUACAAAUCAGUUUUGAUUUUUAAAAAUUAUUUAUUUUUUUAGUGAUAGGAGUUUUGCUACAUUGCCCAGGCUGGUUUCAAACUCUUGGGCUCAGGAGGUCCUCCCACUUUGGCCUGGACUGCCAGCAUAAUGUAUCACCACACCCGGGACUGAUUUUCGUUUUUCAAGAACAAAAACCAAAAACAUACACGAACCAAGAGUCAAAGCUUGCUAAUUAGAGGAAAGUCAGGAAAUGGGAACCAUUCAAAGAAGAAAAUACCCCCACCUCCUACUCUCACCUAUCCAAAGACAAUUAGGUGAAUCCCUUAGUAGAUAUCUUUCCAGACGGUUUUCCAUAUAGAUUCCCACAUCUGGCCAGGCGUGGUGGCUCACACCUGUAAUCCUAGCGCUUGGGGAGGCUGAGGCGGAUGGACCACCUGAGGUCAGGAGUUCGAGACCAGCCUGACCAACAUGGAGAAACCUCGUCUCUACUAAAAAUACAAAAUUAGCCGGGCACAGUGGUGCAAGCCUGUAAUCCCAGCUACUCAGGAGGCCGAGGCAGGAGAAUUGCUUGAACCUAGGAGGCAGACAUUGUGCUGAGCCGAGCCAAGAUCAUGCCAUUGCACUAAACUCCACCUUAAAAAAAAAAAAAAAAGAUUCCCACAUCUUUACUAGUUUGCAGAAAUAAGAUCCUAGCAUAUGCAGUGUGUAGGAACCACCUUGGUUGAGCCACGCCUCUGUGACUGGGGGCCACUGUGGUGACCCCCAGCUCCCCGGACAGAGUCAAGAGCUCACCAGCCUGCAAAGGUUUUCACGGCCCCCAGCCAGACUCAGGGGCUUCCUCUUGCCCUGCUACUUCCUGGGAGCUCUGAGGGCAGGAAAUGGCGCCACUCAGCUCCUGGCCUAACAGCUUGGGGACCACAAAUGCAAAGGAAACCACCCUCCCCUCCCACCUCCUCCUCUGCACCCUUGAGUUCUCAGGCUCACAUUCCCACCACCCACCUCUGAGCCCAGCCCUCCCUAGCAUCACCCCUUCCAUCCCAUUCCUCAGCCAAGAGCCAGGAAUCCUGAUUCCAGAUCCCACGCUUCCCUGCCUCCCUCAGGUGAGCCCCAGACCCCCAGGCACCCCGCUGGCCCCUGAAGGAGCAGGUGAUGGUGCUGUCUUUGCCCAGCAGCUGUGGGAGCAGGCGGGUGGGGCAGGAUGGAGGGGUGGGUGGGGUGGGUGGAGCCAGGGCCCACUUCCUUUCCCCUUGGGGCCCUGUCCUUCCCAGUCUUGCCCCAGCCUCGGGAGGUGGUGGAGUGACCUGGCCCCAGUGCUGCGUCCUUAUCAGCCGAGCCGGUCCCAGCUCUUGCUCCUGCCUGUUUGCCUGGAAAUGGCCACGCUUCUCCUCCUCCUUGGGGUGCUGGUGGUAAGCCCAGAUGCUCUGGGGAGCACGACAGCAGUGCAGACACCCACCUCUGGAGAGCCUUUGGUCUCUACUAGCGAGCCCCUGAGCUCAAAGAUGUACACCACUUCAAUAACAAGUGACCCUAAGGCCGACAGCACUGGGGACCAGACCUCAGCCCUACCUCCCUCAACUUCCAUCAAUGAGGGAUCCCCUCUUUGGACUUCCAUUGGUGCCAGCACUGGUUCCCCUUUACCUGAGCCAACAACCUACCAGGAAGUUUCCAUCAAGACGUCAUCAGUGCCCCAGGAAACCCCUCAUGCAACCAGUCAUCCUGCUGUUCCCAUAACAGCAAACUCUCUAGGAUCCCACACCGUGACAGGUGGAACCAUAACAACGAACUCUCCAGAAACCUCCAGUAGGACCAGUGGAGCCCCUGUUACCACGGCAGCUAGCUCUCUGGAGACCUCCAGAGGCACCUCUGGACCCCCUCUUACCAUGGCAACUGUCUCUCUGGAGACUUCCAAAGGCACCUCUGGACCCCCUGUUACCAUGGCAACUGACUCUCUGGAGACCUCCACUGGGACCACUGGACCCCCUGUUACCAUGACAACUGGCUCUCUGGAGCCCUCCAGCGGGGCCAGUGGACCCCAGGUCUCUAGCGUAAAAUCCACAAUGAUGACUCCAACGACCUCCACCAACGCAAGCACUGUGCCCUUCCGGAACCCAGAUGAGAACUCACGAGGCAUGCUGCCAGUGGCCGUGCUUGUGGCCCUGCUGGCGGUCAUAGUCCUUGUGGCUCUGCUCCUGCUGUGGCGCCGGCGGCAGAAGCGGCGGACUGGGGCCCUCGUGCUGAGCAGAGGCGGCAAGCGUAACGGGGUGGUGGACGCCUGGGCUGGGCCAGCCCAGGUCCCUGAGGAGGGGGCCGUGACAGUGACCGUGGGAGGGUCCGGGGGCGACAAGGGCUCUGGGUUCCCCGAUGGGGAGGGGUCUAGCCGGCGGCCCACGCUCACCACUUUCUUUGGCAGACGGAAGUCUCGCCAGGGCUCCCUGGCGAUGGAGGAGCUGAAGUCUGGGUCAGGCCCCAGCCUCAAAGGGGAGGAGGAACCACUGGUGGCCAGUGAGGAUGGGGCUGUGGACGCCCCAGCUCCUGAUGAGCCCGAAGGGGGAGACGGGGCUGCCCCUUAAGUGUCGGUGAAUAGUGAGGCUGGAGGCCGGAAUCUCAGCCAGCCUCCAGCACCUUCCCUCUCACCAUCCCACUGCCCCCUCGCUCCCAUGUUUCCACCCGGCACCCUGAUCCUCACCCGAAUCUCCUUUUUUUUUUUCUUUUGAGACAGAGUUUCGCUUUGUCGCCCAGGCUGGAGUGCAAUGCAUGAUCUCAGUUCACUGCAACCUCUGCCUCCUAAGUUCAGGCGAUUCUCCUGCCUCAGCUUCCCGAGUAACUGAGAUUACAGGCACCCACCACCAUGCCCAGCUGCUUUUUUGUAUUUUUGGUAGAGAUGGGGUUUCACCAUGUUGGCUAGGCUGGUCUCAAACUCCUGACCUCAGGUGAUCCACCUGCCUCAGCCUCCCAAAGUGCUGAGAUUACAGACAUGAGCCUCUGCGCCUUGCCUCCUCACCCACCUCUUCACUCUGAAUCCUCAUCAGGCUUCUCAGCCCUGGAUUUCCUGCUGGCAUCCUCACCCAGCACCCACAACUAGCACCUGGGCAGGGCAGGGCUGGCACCUCUCAACGUCUGUGGACUGAAUGAAUAAACCCUCCUCAUCCACCCCUAUUUAUCUCCAUCACCAUUUCCCCCUCUUUCUUGUUCCUGGAAACGGCUGCUGAGUCUCCAUCGGCCAAACUUAUCUGACCUGUGAUUUCUUUGACAAUUCUCCUUUUCCCCCAGAACCCACCCUGGGUUGACCAGAGUCUGGGAAGAAGGACAAGAGAACCCAGCAAACUCCCUCCUAGGAUUAACUUUGUAAAGCACCCUUGCCCUGUAGCUGCAAGGGCUGUGGAACCUGGGCAGCCCGCAACCACCUUUAGCUCUGGGCACCCCAGGCCGGCCUGGAGCGUGGCUGGGUGGGGCCACCGGCCCAUGCUCUCAGGCGGGCCUGUGAUCUUUCCCAGGGCACAUGGACUCUAGGCUGGCCCUGGCCCACACCACCACACUCUCCCCAGCCAUGGACAGAGGCAGCCAGAGGCCUCACGGUUUCUCCUCCGAGUUUCUGGCUGGGUGUAGUUCUCAGAAACCCCAGUGCCUGCGUGCGUCCACUCGUGGGUGUGGUUUGUGUGCAAGAGCUGAGGAUUUGGCGAUGCUUGGGAGGGGUAGUUGUGGGUACAGACGGUGUGGGGGUGGGAAGUGGUGCAGAGACUGAAGAGGGUCAACCUGGGCAUGGGGGACACAGGGACUGCUGAGAACAUGCGUGUCAUCUUUGCUCUGAUGGGGUGGACAUAGCAGAAAAUCUAACUCUGUCUGUAGCCCCAUACAGAAUGCCAGGGUGAGCACAGUGGCUGGUGCCUUUAAUCCCAGCACUUUGGAAAGUUGAGGCAGGAGGAUCGCUUGAGCCCAGGAGUUCGAGUCUGAAGUGAGCUGUGAUUGCACCACUGCACUUCAGCCUGGGCAACAGAGUGAGACCCUGUCUCAAAAAAGAAAAGAAAAAGAAAGCCAGGCUUCAUAGAAAGAUCGUAUGUGUGACCCAAAUGUGAGUUCUUCAGCUCAGCCGUGGUAAUCCCUUCCUUGAAGUCUCCAUUUCUGCAGUACACAUGCAUGUGCUCGCUCUCGCCCUCGCCCUCUCUCUCUCUCGCCCUCUCUCUCUCUCUCUCUCUCUCUCUCUCUCUCUCUCUCUCUCUCUCUCUCUCUCUCUCUCUCUCGUGCACACACACACACACACACACACACACACACACACACACACGUGCGCACUCUCCUGCGAACAGAGGCAGGGGGAGAGGGGUUUGCCCUGGUCGCGGGGACUGGUCUUGCUGGCGCUUCCCCACUGCACGUUUCCAGGUUUAGUUUGUCUGUGUCUCCUCUUCCAUCCCAGGGGCUGAGCCCCUUCCAUCCUCCAAAAGGAACCAGUGAGAGUGAGUGAAGGAGGGGCCUGGAGCCAGGGACUUCCCCUGUGGGGCCUGGGUGGAGAGGGGAGAACUCAAUGGUGCUGCCUUUGAGACCAGCCCAGGCUACAGCCCAGGAGCACACAUGGGCCAGGGCAGUUGGUAUUUCCCGAGGACAAAGAGGAAAUUUUCAAAGAGGAAGUUGUUGAGUUAGAGCUUGCGGUGGCUGAGAGCAGACAGGUUGACCUGCAAAAAAAGACAGGGGAGGCAUGUGAGUGUGACAGCCCUGCUCUGUGGCCUGGGCAGGAGGUGGGGGAAAGGGUCAGGUGGGGGAUGGGCUCAUGCAGUGGGAGAGGAGACGGAGGGAGGGAGCAGGAAGGGGCUUGCUUAGUGGGUGGGAAGAGCUGAACUGGGAUGGAACCAGCUUCUACCAGCCAGGCUGGGCACCCACUGGGCUGCAUCUGGUGGCCUUUUCUGAUUGCUAUUUGGACUCACUGCAGCUGCAGAAUGACAGAGGCCAUGUCCAAAAUCCCUUAGAGACACUGUUGUCUUAGAGUUGUUAAAAUAAGUGCCCCCAUAUCAGGUUUAGAAAAUACUGUCACGGAACGUCGCUGUCCUCAGCUCCACCUCCCUUUCCUUUGACAGAUAUGGUUGUUUUCUAAGCCAGGACUGGUUUUAGUCAGGUCCUGGGCGAAUCCUGAAAAAAAGAGGUAGUACGGGUAAGGAAGGCACCCAACAGGGCUUUCACAAUCCAGAAAAUAUCAAAAUAUAAGUGUUAAAAGAGAGGCACAGGCCGGGUGCGGUGGCUCACGCCUGUAAUCUCAGCACUUUGGGAGGCCAAGGCGGGCAGAUCAUGAGGUCAGGAGUUUGAGACCAGCCUGGCCAAUAUGAUGAAACCCCGUUUCUACUAAAAAUACAAAAGUUAGCCAGGCAUGGUGGUGUGCUCCUGUAAUCCCAGCUACUUAGGAGGCUGAGGCCAGAGAAUUGCUUGAACCCUGGAGUCAGAGGUUGCAGUGAGCCGGGAUCGUGCCACUGUACUCCAGGCUGGGUGACAAAGUGAGACUGUCUCAAAAAAUAAAAAUAAAAAAAAAUAAAAGAGAGGCACAGUGUUAUGAAUGCACCAAGGAAAAUGGUGCAUUCAUAACUCU